CCUACAGACAUAUUGACCUGGUUUCUAGGUUACAUGACAGACUGACUGAAGAUGAUGAUGGAGGAAGAGGAGGACAGAGUGGAGUCUACAGGGUCCAGCUGUCCGUCUGUGAGGAGUGACCGGUCCAAAGAACUAAAUCCUCCAGGCUUCAGUGGUGAACCUGGACCAACGAGAGGUCAGGGGUCACCGUCUGCAGGGUCCAGCUGUCUGUCUGUGAGGAGUGACUGGUCCAAAGAUCCACCUCCAUACUUCAGUGCUGAUCCUGAACCAACGAGAGUGGACCAGCAGAGCUCAGAGGUUCCCAGUGGUCAGUCUGCCCAGCAGCAUCAAACACAGCUGGACUCCAUAUUUAUGCUGCUGGAGGACAACAUCAUCACUUUUGUGAAGAACGAGCUGAAGACGAUCCAGAAGGUUCUGAGACCAAAUAAGCCCCAGUGCUUGGAGUUUCAGAGGAAGGAUGAUGAGCAGAGGAGACAGAGCAGAGAGGCAUUUGUGAAGAUCACAGUGGACUUCAUGAGGAGAAUGAAGCAGGAGGAGCUGGCUGACCGUCUGCAGAGACCUGCAGUUUGUCAUCGUAAACUUAAGUCUGCACUGAAGAAGAAGUUCGAGUGUGUGUUUGAGGGCAUCGCUAAAGCAGGAAACCCAACCCUUCUGAAUCAGAUCUACACAGAGCUCUACAUCACAGAGGGAGGGACUGCAGAGGUCAAUGAUGAACAUGAGGUCAGACAGAUUGAAACAGCAUCCAGGAAACCAGACAGACCAGAAACAACAAUCAGACAAGAAGACAUCUUUAAAGCCUCACCUGGAAGAGAUGAACCAAUCAGAACAGUGCUGACAAAGGGAGUGGCUGGCAUUGGGAAAACAGUCUUAACACAGAAAUACACCCUGGACUGGGCUGAAGACAAAGCCAACCAGGACAUCCAGUUUAUAUUUCCAUUCACUUUCAGAGAGCUGAAUGUGCUGAAAGAGGAAAAGUUCAGCUUGGUGGAACUUGUUCAUCACUUCUUUACUGAAACCAAAGAAGCAGGAAUCUGCAGCUUUGAAGACUUCCAGGUUGUGUUCAUCUUUGAUGGUCUGGAUGAGUGUCGACUUCCUCUGGACUUCCACAAAACUACAAUCCUAACUGACCCUAGAAAGUCCACCUCAGUGGAUGUGCUGCUGAUAAACCUCAUCAGGGGGAAACUGCUUCCCUCUGCUCGCCUCUGGAUAACCACACGACCUGCAGCAGCCAAUCAGAUCCCUCCUGACUGUGUUGGCAUGGUGACAGAGAUCAGAGGUUUCACUGACCCCCAGAAGGUGGAGUACUUCAGGAAGAGAUUCAGAGAUAAGAAGCAUGUCAGCAGGAUCAUCUCCCACAUCAAGACAUCACGAAGCCUCCACAUCAUGUGUCACAUCCCAGUCUUCUGCUGGAUCACUGCUACAGUUCUGGAGGAUGUGCUGGAAACCAGAGAGGGAGGACAGCUGCCCAAGACCCUGACUGAGAUAUACAUCCACUUCCUGGUGGUUCAGGCCAAAGUGAAGAAGGUCAAGUAUGAUGGAGGAGCUGAGACAGAUCCACCUUGGAAUCCAGAGAGCAGGAAGAUGAUGGAGUCUCUGGGAAAACUGGCUUUUGAUCAGCUGCAGAAAGGAAACCUGAUCUUCUAUGAAUCAGACCUGACAGAGUGUGGCAUCGAUAUCAGAGCAGCCUCAGUGUACUCAGGAGUGUUCACACAGAUCUUUAAAGAGGAGAGAGGACUGUACCAGGACAAGGUGUUCUGCUUCAUCCAUCUGAGUGUUCAGGAGUUUCUGGCUGCUCUUCAUGUCCAUCUGACCUUUAUCAACUCUGACCUCAAUCUGGUACAAGAACGACAAACAACGUCAAGGCGGUCAAGCUCUUUUAGACAAAAAGAGUUUCUCCACCAGAGUGCUGUGAACAAGGCCUUACAGAGUCCAAAUGGACACCUGGACUUGUUCCUCCGCUUCCUCCUGGGUCUUUCACUGCAGACCAAUCAGACUCUCCUACGAGGUCUGCUGACACAGACAGGAAGUAUCUCACUGACCAAUCAGGAAACAGUCCAGUACAUCAGGAAGAAGCUCAGUGAGAAUCUGUCUGCAGAGAAAAGCAUCAAUCUGUUCCACUGUCUGAAUGAACUGAAUGAUCGUUCUCUAGUGGAGGAGAUCCAACAGUCCCUGAGAUCAGGACGUCUCUCCACAGAUAAACUGUCUCCUGCUCAGUGGUCAGCUCUGGUCUUCAUCUUACUGUCAUCAGAAGAAGAUCUGGAUGUGUUUGACCUGCAGAAAUACUCUGCUUCAGAGGAGGCUCUUCUGAGGCUGCUGCCAGUGGUCAAAGCCUCCAACAAAGCUCUGUGA
This is a messenger RNA of Oreochromis aureus, 2349 nucleotides long. RefSeq names its product protein NLRC3-like. The record is from RefSeq and is a predicted model, not a curated record. The coding region runs from base 52 to 2349 and encodes 765 amino acids. The transcript is spliced from 6 exons. Lineage: Eukaryota; Metazoa; Chordata; Actinopteri; Cichliformes; Cichlidae.